Molecule: messenger RNA, 837 nt
Organism: Leishmania mexicana MHOM/GT/2001/U1103
Lineage: Eukaryota; Euglenozoa; Kinetoplastea; Trypanosomatida; Trypanosomatidae
Exons: 1
Coding region: 1-837 (278 amino acids)
Source: RefSeq, a predicted model, not a curated record
AUGGGCUUACAAAUCAUCGAGGGACUGGGAGGCACCUCCCGCUGCGUGACGCUUCUCACCUUCGCGAUUCACUUCUUGCAUUCACUUUUCACCGUUGUAAACUUCCUGUCGUGGGUGCAUACACCGGAGUCACGGCUCACGCGCAGCACACAGGUGGCGUACCUUGUUUUGACGAUUGUAUGCUGUCUCUCCCUCUUCUUUGGCGCCUCGGUCUUCUACAUGUGGGCCUGGCGCUUCCCAGAGCCAGAGGAGGUGGCGAAGCGGCGCCGCGUCUACGGUAUCGGCAUCCAUCUCUUCUUCUGCGAUUUGCCUAUCUUCGUCAUAGAAACGCGCAUUGUGUGGCAGAUGCACUUCCCCGCCGCCAUAAUGGGCUUCAACUACGUUCUAACAUGCGUCUCCUUGGCCUACUCGACGCUGCGCGUGUGGUUCUUCCUCAUGGUGCGACUCAUCAAGUUCCCCUUACCGACUGCGAGGUCGGUCGGCGCCAACUACACCACUCGAACUGCCUUGGCGGCGCGGCGCGCGAUGGACGAGCCGGACUACAUGGGCGACGGCGGCACAACUCCGCCAUCUGCCGCAGCAGGCCACACAAUUUUUCUGAACCGCAACCCCAGCCUCCAUAGUGAUGGCAGGGUAAGUGCGAUAAGGCUUUACUACACACCCGACACCGACCUCGAUCGCAGAGACGUGAACUAUGGCCCCUCUCCGAGUCACUACUACUCGCCUUCCUCGGACGACUUAAGCAUCGCGCAGAGGCCGAGUCAGCAAGGGGAUCGCCGCAGUUCCGGGACCAACAUCUACAGUCCCCGGUCAGCAGCCCCAGCGUUUCGCAUCUGA